AUGACUCAGCACGCGUCCACUCUGGCGGACGCCGCGCCUGGCGUGCAGUCGGAGGUGCUGGCGUUCGACGCGCCGAAGAGCAUUCCGGGGAUGAACGAGUUUCGACAGCUGCUGACCGACGACCCCGCAUGGCAGGCGAGCAAGACGCCGUGGGAUCUGGGCGGCGUGAUGCCGGCUGUAGCGGCGCUCGUGGCUGCGCAAGAGGGGUCGCCGCUGCACCUGCCGCCCUCCAUCCGCCGCGUGCUCGUCCCCGGCUGUGGCUCCAACCCCCCAUGCCCUUGCUUGUCUAGAACCCCCCAUGCCCUUGGCACAUCACUACUCUUUCCCAUCGACCUCCCUUCGCCUCCCAUCACCCGUCGUAAUGACAGGAUGGGUGUGUCCAAGGAGAGUCAUGACAGGAUGGGUGUGUCCAAGGAGAGUCAUGACAGGAUGGGUGUGUCCAAGGAGAGUCAUGACAGGAUGGGUGUGUCCAAGGAGAGGAGGCGACCGGCCUUGACAUCUCUCCGGCUGCUGUGGCGCGUGCAGAGGAGGUGGGCGCGUGCAGAGAAGGUGGGCGCGUGCACAGGCGGGUGGGCAGCGCCUGUGCCGCCAGCUGUGCAGCCAUUCGCCCUUCCGCUCUUCGCCCGUCCCUCUGCUCACACCCCUGCCCUCCCACUCCUUUCCUCUCCUCCCCUGCUGCCCAAUAUCUACCCUCUUAACCCGCUCCACCCUCUUAACCCGCUCCACCCUCUCAACCCGCUCCACCCUCUCAACCCGCUCCACCCUCUCAACCUCUCAACCCUCUCCCCCUCCCGCCCAACCUCCUUCCGCCGCUGCUCACCCCAGCGAGUGGAGGGGGCGGCCAACAGGGCGGCCAUGGCGUUUGAGUGCGCCGACUUCUUUGAGUAUCGCCCACCACAGCUCUUCCAUGCCAUCGUUGACUGCCCCUUCUUCUGUGUGCUGCCGCCAUCGCUGAGGGGCAAGUGGGCGGCCAAGACAGCGGAGCUGCUUGCACCACACGGGGUGCUCUUCACGCUCAUGUUCCCCAUCGGUGCCCACGAGGGCGGCCCGCCGUAUGCCGUCUCCAAGGACAGGUGUGCCCCUCUUGUCUCUCGUCUCCCCCUCGCCCCUGGCCCCCUUGUCCCCCCUGUCUUCCCUGUCCUCCUUUUCCCUGCUCUCUCCUCCUUACCCCCCUGUCCUCCCUGCUCCCCCCUGUACCCCCUGCUCCCCCCUGCCCCCCUGCUCCCACUGCUCCGCCCAUCCUGGGCUUCUGCAUUCCUGUUCCCCACCUCCCUCCGUGCCUCCCUCCGCGCCUCCCUCCGCGCCUCCCUCCGCGCCUCCCUCCGCGCCUCCCUCUGA
Messenger RNA from Closterium sp. NIES-65, 1338 nucleotides. Lineage: Eukaryota; Viridiplantae; Streptophyta; Zygnematophyceae; Desmidiales; Closteriaceae. The record is from the annotation of a GenBank genome assembly.